Carassius gibelio (silver crucian carp) is the source of this 3731-nucleotide messenger RNA. It is a transcript of the gene nudt19, whose product is annotated as nudix (nucleoside diphosphate linked moiety X)-type motif 19. NCBI's taxonomy places the organism in Eukaryota, Metazoa, Chordata, Actinopteri, Cypriniformes, Cyprinidae. Gene Ontology annotation, molecular function: hydrolase activity, acting on acid anhydrides, in phosphorus-containing anhydrides. The transcript is spliced from 3 exons. The coding region runs from base 101 to 1309 and encodes 402 amino acids. Gene Ontology annotation, cellular component: mitochondrion. The record is from RefSeq and is a predicted model, not a curated record.
GCUGUCCAUCAAGUUAUGUCAUGAUUAGUUAGUUGACCGAAGUCUAAAGCUGCCGGGAUAGGGCACUGGAGUAAGUGUGAGCAUGUGAACGAGGGCCAGGAUGAACACUACGCUGAAACACUGGAGAGAGUCGGCGACGGUGAUCCUGGCGGCCGGCCUGAGACACGCUCAGAGCUCGGACUCUCUUAAAACAGGUCUGGAGAAAGUCUCUGACACAGCUCACAGAUCCGCCUUUGAUUAUCAAGUGCUGCUGCUGAAACGGAGCAGCAGCAGCGGCUUCAUGCCCAGUGUCUAUGUGUUUCCCGGGGGGCUGGUGGACUCGUCUGACUUCUCCAGCGAGUGGCAGGAGAUCUUUCAAUCCUUCACGAAAGCGCCCAACUACGGCAUCGGAGUCGUGAAGCAGACUCCGGAGACCAGGCCACCCAUUUUCGGCACUGACAGAGCGCAGCUGGGGUCCCCGAUCCCCGGAGACGUGGCUUUCAGGAUAUGUGCGGUGAGGGAGACGUUUGAGGAGUCCGGUGUGCUCCUAGUGAUUCCCAAACACGAGGAAAGUGGCAUUCGCGUGCGCACAGAUGAUGCUCGGGACAGUGACCCCCAGCCAGCCCUCACCACACUGAGCGGACUGUGGGACAGAGACGUGCUGUCCAAGUGGAGGUCUCUGGUUAUUGGUGACUCGGCGAAUUUUAUUAAGAUGUGCAAGGAGCUGCAGUGUCUGCCCAAUAUCUGGGCUCUACACGAGUGGGGCAACUGGCUGACCCCCAUAGGCAUGCAGGACAAACAGAGGCGCUACGACACGGCCUUCUACAUCUGCUGUCUGCGCGACACGCCACACACGCUUCACGACGAGAAGGAAAUAGUUCAUUUCAAGUGGUCGAGUCCCUCUGAGGCGCUGCACAGCUACAAAUCAAAGGAGCUCUUGCUCGCUCCUCCUCAGGUCUACGAGCUUGGACGGAUGUGCCAUUGUCCAUCUCUUACAGAUCUCCAUCGCUUUGCCUGGCAGAGGUCUUUGGAGGGUUGCGAACAGUGGCUGCCUCUUCACCUCGUGGCGCCUGACUGCUUUGCAAGCAUUUUACCAGGGGACGCUCUGUACCCGGAAAAAGUGGACCCUUCUGGAAAGAGCGGCGGCGUGAUAAAGACUGAGAAAAGUCUUGAAGAGUUCCUGCAGGACAGUGCAAACCUGCACCGUUUUGUCGGUCAGGAUCCAUAUUCAGUAACUGUCCAAAUAAACAUCACACCCAAGUAUAACCACCUGUCCCCUCUCUGUGGUAAAGAUGUGGACAACCCCUCCAAAAACCAUAGUAAACUCUGACACUUACCUGCCAAACAGUUGCAGGACUAAUGGACAUCAAAGGUUUUUUAUUUUUAAUCAGCUCAUUUUUACUUACUGAUAAGGCACUUUAGCUCUUCAGUGUAGUUCAACAUAUGGCCUCCCGAACUUCUGUCAUAUACAAAUCAUAAACGGUGACUACAUUGUUGAUGUGACAACUGCUGGUACCAUGAUUAAAAAAAAAAAAAACCUUCUGAAGUGCAUAAAAAAGACUAAUGUGUAAAGUUUGUAUUGUCACAGUUCUUCAUUAAUGUAAUAAUUCAGAUGAGGGUAUGACACUUUCAGUUGCUUUCAUUUGUUGAAAGUGCUCAACUUUAAGCUUUUUGAGUUUGCUGAAUACAGGACUGUGUACAAAAAUUGCAUUUAUCGGAUUGGUUUAUGGCUAGCAUAUAUAACCAACCAAUAACAACAAAUCUGGCUGUAGCAGCAGCUGUUGCAAUUUUUUGUAGUACUGGCUAAGAUAAAUGAUUUAAAUCUAAGUGAAGUACAAUGAGUAGUAAAUCAAGUGUUUUAAUUAAAACUGAAGCAUGAUGUGCAUUUCUGCCAUCUUUAAAUUCAGAUUAAAAAAAUAAUAAUUCAGACAAUGUGUGAAUGUUUUCAAAACAGUUUAAUCAUACAUAAACUAAAGAUAAACUACCAGAUGACAGCUUCAUGGGUGUCCAUUUUGCUAUAUUUCUGUAGACAGUAGCAUGAAAUCCUUAACCAACCUUAUACAGCACAUUUAUUUCAGACAUUUAAUAAAUUCUGCACUCUCUACACUUCCAAUGACAACCACACAACUUAAACGACAAAACAACUAAAAAACAUCUUAAUUCAGUUAAAGGCUGUUUUGUGGAGUUGAUUUUUGUUUGCAUUUUGGUUACUUUGUACAGGUUGACGUUUGGUCAUGGUGUUAUGGUCUACAUGCUUCUACUUACUGGGAUCUACAUUAUGAAACGACUGAAGUAGAAAAGGCAAAUUCUGUACAAAUCUCAAAUGUUAAAUACAAUCACUCUCUGUACCAGUAAUGACAAACAUCCCACAGGAAAGUUUCUCAGAGUACAUUUAAACUCACAAAACAGCAGCUUAAAAUCUAGAAAACAACCACCUCAACCCCCAAAUUAUACAGCUUAAAAAAAAAAAAAAAUCCAAAUGUAGCUCUUCAUUUGUGGAGAUAUGCCUUUAAACUAAAGGCUAAGAGGGCAAAGCUGCAGUUGAGCUCUACCAAUCAGUCCAGACCUUCACAACUUAUACAGAUGUCAGAAUGGGAAAGGAAAAGUAAAAAUGCUUGCAAGCUUUGUAAAACAGACUAACUUUAGGUUGUAACAUUUUCAUUAACUGAACAACAUCAAGAAGAGCAUGUGUUUUAGCUGUUGUAGGCACAAUUUAUCUCAAAGGACUCAUUUGAAACCCACUUCAAUUUUUAGAACAAUACAUUGUUAAAAUUCAUUUUAACCCAUAACCUGAACACACACUUAAACCAUCAAAAUGAGACCACGUCAUUGCAGCAGUAAAGAUUACAUACUAUAAAUGUAACCAAUAGCAACAUGCACAACUUUUGGCACCACUUUAUUUAUCUUGACUUUUUGAAACAGAACUAGAUCACAUUUUGCUGAGGAUUCCAGUGCACUUACAAAAAAAAAACAAAAAAAACAUGCAUGCUUAAGAUUUAUCUGUGACAAGAAAAUACCACUCUGCUCAUUCUAUGCUUUGACUAAUCCUGAUUUUCACACAAUAAGGAAAUAAAAAAAACAUGAGCCUGUGUUGGCUUGACACACAAAGAAGAAAAAGGCAAUUCAAGUGUCUAUUGUAAUGUCACUCUGUUAAUAGAAACUCCCAAAAUUACAUCAUGCCAACUAACCGAACACAAAUGUACAAAGUUUAUCCUCGAUUUCAUCAAAAUGUGACAAAAACAUCCUCUAAAAGGUUUAGAACUAACAAGUGAGAGAAAGAGGGAAACACACCCACACUCGAACACACAAAAGUGAUUCUAUAAAACUGAAUGGCUGCUUUGAGAAGAACAACAAAAAUCAAAAAGGAGUACAAUUAGAAGCGCUAGGAAGACUGCUGGAAAAUUAUUUAAAAAACAAAUCGAUAAACAACGAAAUCUGAAAAAAAAAAAAGAAAAAAAGCUUUUGCAAAAAUCUAGUGGUUAUGUUUUUAUGUUCUAGAAAAAUAGACUCUUUGCUCAGAACAAUUUUCAUGAAACUUUUUACAAUUUAAGCAGUCUUUCUAACGCUCCCUAUUGGCAGCGCAAAUGAACGUCACACGAAGAAACAAACAAAAGUAAUCAAUAAGCGUCAAAAGUUAACAAAGGUCAGGGUGAAAUUUCAAGCGCCAGAGAAGCGAAGAGGAUAACGGACUGGACGAUGAACUUUUGACGUCACAUCGACAUGCUAGGCAAACGAUGACAAACGGGCACAUC